UAAGAAAACCAGGGCUCCUCUGCUAGUUUGGAGCUAAGCUAGUUAGCUAGCUAGCUAACUAACAGAUUUCCCUUGUGUUUACCUUUCUAGUGCUCUUAUUAUACUGCCUUACUUGACAAAAUCGGUUAUUUCUCCUUUAGUCUUAAUUUUUUUUUUUUGGUCAGUGGAAGUGCUGUUUUGCACAGUGAACUUUUUAACGGAAUGUUGCAAGCUAAGCAGCUAGAUCGUUAGCCAGUUAGUGAAUUAAAUAGACUUCGGAUUUCAUUCAGCUCGAGUUUAUCCGGCUCUCGCAUCCCGGUUGACGGCUGGUUGAAGCAUGUUCGGUGUUGUACCUAACAGUCUACUCCGAUCGCUACAGUGAUUUAUUAGCUGCAGCUCGGGAUGUUUAGUAACGAAUGAGGGACCUUUAGCUAGCUAGUGCGGGCCUCGAGUGGAAACAAUGGGCUCCGCGAACAGGGCGAAGCACCCGCGACUGUCCGGGUCAGACGCUCCUUCUCGGGGAUAAGAGGCAACCAGAGAGCGCCGAGCUGGAGGUUUGCUUGCCGGCCUGGUCAGCCGCUCGUACUGACACUCUCGGGGGGAAUUUGGAUGUAAAGCUUGAUAUGGCUUUGGGAGCAUUACGGCCUUGCAUACCUCAACCGUUUUUGCCUGAUGAGACAUUAUUCAAAGUUCAUUUAAGUCGGAAAAUAAAGCCCGAUACGGUGUAUCUAAGGGUAACCGUUAUCUGCUACCAGUCCCGUUUAAUCAGCAGGACUUGUUACUUUUCCGUUUAAUUAGCUGGAUGGCUAGCGUUGACAGAUAUCUGGCGAUCAGUGAUUAAGUUAUGCUUUAAACUUUAAGUGUAUCUAUUACGGGGGCAUUAUCCUAAUUUGUUCAUCAUAGAUAACUGAUUAUUAGAUUUGCGUUACUAAAGUCAGCCGUAAUAUCCAAACUAUACGAACUGGAACUUGUCGCGUGAUCGUCACACACACGUGUUUUCGGAUGUUUUCAAAACAAUCCGGUUUAGUAACCGCUACCGCUUCGUGUGAUUAACAGGCGCCUUAAUCCGCGGGAUUGCCCUCUUCCACGCCGCUGGAUAUGAAGUUUCGGGCUGACAGUAGCAGUAAGAAUGAGACAAGCUACCCAGCAGAAAGACUGAACCACAGUGCCGAUCGUCUCAGAGACAUGGCAGGUAUCAGGGAGGAGCAGCAACGCGUCUUUGUGCACAACCACCUCCGGGACGAUCCGCCCGCCGCAAUCCGUACGUCUGAAAUAAAACACGGAGCGGCUGGAUGCGUACAGGAUCCCGCGGGUCUGUGCAACGGCUCUUUGUCAGCGGCAGAGCCGGGGAACGUGAUUUCGCACUGCAUCCAAAGCGACUUGGACAUGACCGACGGUGUGACGGAAAUAUCCGAGGUGUGCGCGUCCAGUACGGACGAGGACGAACAGCUCACGCUGGAGCUGCAACAGGCGUAUAGAAUAUUCCACAGUUUCCUGCUGGAGAAGCACAAAGCGAUUACUGCCCCGUUUUGGCAAUCCGUUGGCCCGGGAGACCAGAGGGUUCAGGCUCCUCGAAACGACAUGUGUUUUAAAAAGAUGGACGAUAAGUUUGUCAACCGCGAGUACGAAAGCAUUACUGAGUUUGUGGCUGACUUUCGCCUAAUGCUGGAGAACUGCUACAGAUUUCAUGGUGUGGACCACUGGAUCUCCAAACAGGCCCAAAAACUGGAGAUCAUGCUAGAACAAAAGCUAACUCUGCUGUCAAGGGCGCUGAGAGAAAAGACAUCCUUGGCUGUGACCUCUAGGGGGCGUUUUGGCACCGAAGAUGAGAGGGGUCCACCUGGCACCUCGAGUAGGCGGAGGUCUGUUCCUCGGAGUCUGGCAGCCAUUACAGUGGGGGGCUGUGAGUCCAUCAUGGUUCAGGCUCUCAGAAUGGAAGAACAACGGAGAGCCAAAGAGGACAAAAGGCAACGAGAGCUCGUGAAGAAGGAGGCUGAGGAGGCGUCGGCCAAGGAGGUGGAGCAGUGGGAGCAGUGUCUGCUCUCCCUGGCCGAGCCGUGGCCCGUUGCCACCAUGUGGGAGCUGCCCGCCGUCGGUCACUUCCUGUGCCUCGCCCAGACGGCCCUCAACCUGCCCGAGAUCGUCUUCUUUGAGCUGGAGCGUUGCCUGCUGAUGCCCCGCUGCAGCUCCUUCCUGGCCAAGGUCAUGACCUCGCUGCUCUGCCAGCCCCACCGCAGGGCCACUCUCCACCGGCGCCCGGCUCUGGCCUACCGGCGCUGGGAGGCGGAGCUAAGGCGGAGGGUCUUGGGCUGGUACCAGGCGGUGGGCGGGGCGGAGGACCAGGCCGCCUGCGCCGAGCGUCUGGGGCUCUGCCAUCGCUUUUUCUGGACGCUGGGCGAGACGAGUCCCCUGGAGGACGUGGCCUUCCACCUGCUGCCCUUCAAGCAGCGUGUUUGGCUGCUCAAGGGCCUUUGUGACCACGUGUACGAGACACAGAAGGACGUGCAGGACGCUGUGCUGGGGCAGCCCAUCCACGAGUGCCGCGAGUCCAUCCUGGGCUACGACGGCCAGGAAAACGCCUACAUCCACUUCCCGCACUUCUGCGGCGCGGAUUUGCGAAUCUACUGCCAGAGCCCCUGCACGCCACUCACCUACCCCAUGCCGAUGCUCCGCGUGAAGAAGCUAUCACGGGAAGCGGAGGCCGAGGGCUCGGCAGGCCCAGCCGGGUCCCUCGAGGCGAAGGUCGAGAACGGAGACCCCAGCGGUGCGCGGCUGUACUCCUGGGCCGGCAGAGAGGAUUCACCUGGAGGCACAGACGACUCGGAAGAAAACCUACUGGACCGGGAAGGUCCUGACAGAUUUUUGUACUCUUUUAAAGAGGAGCUGCCGAGUCCCGCAAGCAUCAAGGAAGAGCUCAUGGAGGUGGAACAGAGAGUUAAAUUAAAAGAAGCAGACGAGCCAGCAGGAGAGGAGGAGUCUGAACCCUGCCUUAGGGUGGGGGGUGACUGCUAUCAUGGAAAGUCUCCUGCCAACUUUCUGGGCACUGACACUUUAAAAGCUCCUUUGCCGUCCGACGUAGCCGCUGCGCCUCACAACGGACCACCGGCAUGCCGGGACUGGGGUCCCUGUCCGGGGCGUCCCGCGGACAGCGCCGCAGAGCCAGAAAGUCGCCCGUGCUGCGGCUCCACAGCCGCGGCGGGCCGGACCUGCUCCUCGCGUCCUCCGCGCACCACGGGCGUGCCCUCCAGGAAGAAGAAGAAGAAGAAAAAGGGAGCGAGAGGGGUCGCAGCAAGGAGGCCGGGUCUGAAAAGGCGCGGGCAGGCGAGGGCGGCCCGAGGCGGCCUGCGCAAAGCCGCCACCUCCGCGAAGAGGAGGGAGAAAAGGAAGCGGAAGCUAGGGAAAAAGUUUGACCUCAAGAAACCUGGAGAAAAGAAGGGGAAAGAACCUCCUGAGCUCCCUCUGGAGCCAGAGUUUAGGUUGGUGUGCACCACGUUAGAGGAGCUGAGGGAUCUCAUCAGUAAAACAGAGGAUGAACUUGAUGAUCUGGAAAGUACCAGAAAGAGAUGUGGUCGAUGGUACUCGAAAAGGGAAGCCGUGAAAGACCUUCACAUAACUCUCAUAAGAUUACUGAAUGAGCUGUCACCAUGGGAACCCAAAUUAAUAAAGGCCUUCCAAAGGAACAGGGCCAGAUUGAAAAAGGAAAGUGACGAUUUCAAAAAGCAGCCCGAAUAUGACGACUUCAUCAGAGAAGAGUGGGCGGGGCCUGAUGGAGAUGCAGGGCCAUGCAGAGAAGCCUCUUCAUCUGCAGAAGUUGGUAGAGAGUCACAAGGUGAAGAAAAAAUCGAGAGGACUUUAAAGGGAGACUCUGAGGCAUCAGAAUGUGAAAAUCAUCUUGGAAACGAGUCAUUAGGAUGCUUAGUCAGCAGACCAGAAGUUAUCACGACAGUGAGUGAUUCUGGGCCUUUGACUCGGAGCUCGAAGCGACGCCAGAGUGGUGUCCCAGAGGAGAACUUGAGUCCUAGUAAAAAAGGGAAGAUGGUCUUUAAUGAUUCUGUGACCCUUGAAUCUCAGACUGAGGUUAAAUCCAAGGAUCAGAGUACAGCAGGAACAAACUCUGAAAGCACAGACAGAAUAUCAUUGGCAGCUGCACCCAUAGGCACUUUUCAGGGACGCUGUAAGCCAAUCCAGGCAUUGUUGGCCAAGAGCGUUGGGAACAAAGUGACCUUAAUAAGUCAUCCACAGGCCGCUGCCAUGGCUGGAGCUUUGAAACUGCCAAGUAAGAUGGCAUCUGAAGCUGUUCCGCCAACCAAACCUGCACUGAGCUGUCAACCAGCACUCAGCACCACACCAACACAGGCACCAACUCCACAGUCUUCCCAAAAGAGUCCUGUGCAAGUUGUGUAUAAGAUGCCAGAGGGCUUUAGUUUGGUAAAGAAAGAUGGCACGCCAGUUAAGUUUCCAGUGCAGCCCGUUGUGGACCAGACAACGGGAGAAAAGGCGAUGCAGCAAGUCAUCAUUCUUCCCUCAAACAUGCUUAUUCAAAGGGCAGAGGAAAAGAGGAACGUCCAGCCAUCCAGCAUCACCCCGGUUUCAAUUUCCGAGACUGCUACACUUUUGUCCAGUACUCCUGGGUUCACCGUGCCAGAAAACAAACUAGCUGUCCAGCAGGUGGCGCCAUUAAAAGAUGCUAGCUUUGUGAAGUCACCUUCUCCUACUGCGUCACCCAUCGUACAAAAGAGAGCAUCUUGCAGGGACUUGCCUGCCCCGAUGAAGACCACUGAGCCAAGUUCAACUUUACACAGAUCCUCUACCACUCCUUCAUCUUUUUCUGAUCCCAACAAAUGUGAUGCGAAACAGGAGCUGAAGACUGUGUGCAUCAGAGACUCACAGUCCAUCCUUGUUACAACCAGAGGGGGAAACACAGGCGUGGUGAAAGUGCAGACUUCAGGCCAGAGAGAAGAAAGUGCUUUACCACCCAGUCUUGUUUAUGCCAUCCCUCCAAAGUUUCAGGCUUUCCUGGUGCCCAAGACAUCUGCCACGGCAACAAGCACUGCUCAAGCGGCGCGCACAACUACUACUGCCGAACCUUUUCCUCUGUCAGUCAACAAGGGUACUUCCUUCAAAUCAGCACCCUUAUCUCCUUUAAGAUGUGUCAAUCCAGUGAUACCAUCUCAUCUGGGGGAAAGAACAAGUAACACAGUAACUCAGAGCCACGGCUCGCGUGUUCCUAUAGUUUCGAUUUCUGGCAGUGUAGCCAAAUCACCCCAAACAUUAAUCCCAGUUAACUCAAUAACUCCAAACCCUUUCCAAAGUAAUACUAGUGUGAGUGCUGCCCAAGUCAUCCCACAGACCUCUGCUUUUAAAAGUAUACCCAGGCCUACUCAAAAGAGCUCUCAAGUAAGCAGUCUUGUGCCAGACCAGUCCACCUUUCAGAAGGUUUUUCUGGUCACUCCCACAGCAAGCCUCUCUUUGUCAACAUCAAGCAUCACCACUGCUUCUGCCCCACUAACUGCUACAGGGUCAAGGGUCAUGUUUAUGAGUCAGUCUGCUUCUGCCUGCUCUACAGUUACUAUUCUUAAGGGGUCUGUGACAUCUGAUUCUAGCAUGACAGGCAAAAUUACUUCUUCUGAAGCCAGGGAGGUUAGACCCAACCUUGGCCGAGUAAUUGGCAGCAUGACUGCUGGUACUCCAACUAAAGUCCAAGAUAUGAACAUAUCGGGAUUGACGGCUAGUAUAUCGGACAAGACUGCUGUCAGAAAUAAGAUGGCACCACCAGCUGAAGCGGCUAUAAAGCUCGAGUCAGUGACGGUCUCUGGUGUGCCUGACACUUCAAGUGGACUCGCUUUUGUUCAAAACAGCAAACCUACUGCAAGUAGCUGCAUGCCACUGAACAUCAAAGGACCUGUCACAGUCAUGGGGUCCACUGAUGACAAAACAGUAAUGUUUUCAACUUAUGGCCCUGGUCAUAUGGCCUCUUCUGCACUCCUUUCAGCUGUACAGCAAAAGAGUUCAUUGAUGACGGCCACAGUAUCUACAUCAAAUGUACCACAUAACAGAUUAGAAUUAGUAGUUGGCAGUUCAACUCCAAAUUCUGGUCCUACACUGGGAAGCCUAAUAAACAAAGAUGCUACUUUACUAAGAAGUCUUACAGCAGAGAAGACAGGGCCUGCUAAAUGCGCUGGAUCAGCUCCCUCACCGGUCAGUCUUCCGGUCAUUACUUCUAUACCAAGCUUCUCUCAAACUGUCACUCCGAGCACCACAAUAGCACCACACAUAUCAGGUACUGCUUCUCUGACACCUCAACCAGUUAUGACUUCUGUGGUUAGUCCUCCUGUGAAUUCCAACACUUCCACCACUACAGUGCAGGAAAAAUUUGUGAUCAGUACCACUGCUCCACUUGCUCCUGGCACACAACUCCUAAUCAACAACACACGAUUUGUGGUACCUGCUCAAGGCCUUGGGCCUGGUAGUCAUGUUCUCCUCAUAUCAGGCCCUGCCUUGCACCCUGCGGGUCCUCAAAGAACAAGUCCUGUACUUCCUUUCCCCAGGGGUCCAGGUGCUCCAGCAUCACCUGGUACAUCAGGGGUUCAAGGUCCAAGAAUGGUAGAACCUGGUGCGCAAGCCACAGCACAGCACACACCCAUCCGGCUGCCAGCACUCAGUUACACCCAUUCACACCUUCCACCAGCACCCACCACAGCAAAGGCUGGACCAUCUGCCCUUGUUAAUAAACCUUUAAAUGCAGUCAGAGCUUCACUGGUCUCUACUGAUUCUACUGCCCUUGCCCAAGUGGCUCCAUUAGGGACUGUCCUAUCAUCUGGACAGCGAAAUCUGACCAGUAUUCUAAGACUUCCUUCCUUUUUAGCUCCUGAAGGGAAAAUAAUGCACGGUGGGGCAAGCUGCCCCCCAAAAAUUAUUACCGUCACUGCUCAGUCACAGAGAAGCUCACCCAGCAUGGCUACACCAGCUCUUUUACAAACAGGACUCGUACCUGCACCACCGAAACCAUCUGCUAUACCAACAGCCAGUCCUGUGAUUCCCCGGACAUCCCCAGUGGUUGCAGUGCCACCCAUGAGUAGUACAGUAUCAAGGCUGCAGACUCUUCCUGUGGCAACAUUUCCACCAAUCGGGGGUCCUGUUAACAAUAGUUUGACCACUGCUGCUGCAACAGUACCUCUGCCUGUUAACACAGUUAUAAUGGCACCUUGUCAGCCAGUUGGGCCUUUGCAAGCUGGAGAUAUUAGAAUGCCAGUUGUCAUGACCAAUCCACCACAGGUGCAAGGCAAGGGUCCGGUACAGGUCCAAGGUGCGCAAACCAUCCAUACUUCCCAUAAACUGUUGCUGAGUCCUGAUGGUGCCAUUCUGAAUGUACUCAGAUGCCCAACCCUACAGUCUUUACCAGUGAUGGCAAACACAAUGACCACACGAAUGGUGAUUCCCACCUCUGAUAGUGUUACUGGAUCUCUUCUGAACACACUUGAUCCCCAGAGGAUACUAACAUCAGAUACUAAUGCAGAGGGACCUAAUAAGUAACACUUGCUGUCUCUUAAUAAAAUUUGACAUUUCAUCAAUUAAUCUGUUACUCUAGUUGUAGGGCUUAAAGUAGGUGGGUGGAAGGUUUGCUGAAAGGUGGUGUGAUGAUGUAGGUUAUUUUCUUACUUCUCCUCGCUCUUAUUUUUACAUUACAGGUCUCAUCCUACUGACUAAGCACUAUUUUGUAUUUUGGAUUUUUUACAGCACCUGUUGUGGGAAAACAUGCUGUCAGGUGUUUGAAUCAAAUUUGGUUUGAAAAGAAGGAACAUGCGAAUGGCCAGUAAUGUACAUAGUAAAAUAUUUUGUUGGCAUUUCCUGUCUCAUUAGUAUGCAAGUUUUAAAAACUUUAUUUAAAAAACAAUAUUUUGUAGCUUUUCCAUUGACAAAAUCAUUAAAUGAUGCAUACUUUA
This is a messenger RNA of Electrophorus electricus (electric eel), 7922 nucleotides long. NCBI's taxonomy places the organism in Eukaryota, Metazoa, Chordata, Actinopteri, Gymnotiformes, Gymnotidae. The record is from RefSeq and is a predicted model, not a curated record.